UCGUCUCUCGAGCCAAGAUCGAGAUCGUUUAAAUCUUAAGGGAGAAGUUUAUAAAAAAAAAAAAAAAAAAAAAAAAAAAAAAAGGGGGACCAAUUUUUCACGCCCAUUCUCCGGGUCUGGUUUCUACUUCUCGCCCUCCUCCGCAUCGCCGACCUCUUUUCCUCCACUGUACGUCCACACCUGACUAAACACCCGUCUCGUCCACGCCUUUAUCCCUUUAUUCCGGACUCCUAUCCGCGAACCUCUCUGUAUUUCUCCGCAUUAAUUCCGUCAUCGUCGAGAGUCCGCGACUCACGCAAGCAAUAAAUCAAGGGCCAAACCUCUCUAACGACAGUACCACAGUAGAGGGUGAACAGGUGUGUAGGUGUUAUGUAGCGAUCGCCUAUAAGAAGAGAAGAAAAUAUAGAAAAAGAGACAUUCGUGCGUCGAUCGAGGAGCAUAUAAUAGCAUAAAAAAAUCGAAUAAAGAAAAGCUGGAAUAAUUGCGAUCGAAUGAAUUAAAAAUUUAAGGAAGAAGAGUGUACCAAGAGCGUACGCGUGGAGCGUACUUUCAUCUCCGCCUCUCUUCUCUCUCUUUCUUUCUCUCUCUCUCUUUUCCCCACUCUCCGACUCGAAGAGAAGAACUCGAGAGGGAGAGAGAGAGAGGAAAGGAAGGAAAGGAUCGAAGCGGAGCCGGGGAAUCUCCGGUCGAGAGAGAGAGAGAGAGAGGGUAACUCGAAGGCGAAGAGGGAAAAGAAGAGCUCGGCAUUGUACCGUUUUCUUAACGACGAUGACAUUAUCCUGAAACGGGCAUGACGCCCCUGGCCUCGAGAUGCGACGAGACCACCACCAUCCUGCUGCUCCUCCUACUCGAGCUUGCACCAGGUGCACGCUGCUACUCGCGCGCGGCCACCACGCCCGCCUCGACUUUGUCGAGAUAGCAUCUACAGUCGACGGCGAGGGUGCGAGUGAUGCCGCUCCUCGGCACCAUUAUGACCAUCGACGCCGCCGGUAGUCCGACUACGGCGUCCAACAGCGUCCUCGACGAGAACAUGACGUGGCCUCGACCAACCGGUGGCUAUACGUCUUCCGCUAACGAGGCACACGCGAUCGACACCGUGACCAUCCUCACCGACGACCGCCACCGACUUUCCACGACCGACUCACCCGACCACGUGGCCGCGACGACACUCGUCGAUCGCCGAACACCCAGCGUCCCGGCCGAUCGACGACCACCGGGGACCACCGAGGAGGAACAGCAACCAACAACCUCGACCACCACCGACCACCACCUCCUUCCCACCGAGCAGAUCGAGAUCGAGAUCGAGAUCGAGAGGGGGACGACGAUCGGAUCGGGAGGACGACAACCGGCGGAGGAGGAAGAGGAGGAGGAGGAUUGUGGCUGCGGCGGAUACGAGGACACGAGCGAACUGCCGUUCCUCGUGGCCGGCGAGGACCUCGAGCCGGCCAGCAACGGGAGCGUGGACGGUAGUAGCCCGGCAUCGAGAGGUAUCGAGGAAACGACGAGCACGGGGGUCGGUGGCACGAGCACGAGCACGAGCACGAGCACGGAAGACGCGGAAGGAUUAAGGGAGUUGGAAGUGCUGUUCGGGUUGAACGGCAUAAUGGAGGACCUGGAUGGAUCGUUCAACGACUCUUUCAACGAGAGUCUAUUGUUCCCGUGCAACGGUAGCCUGUGCAACGAGACGUACGUGGUGCUCGGGGAGAGCCUGUACCCGUCCGGGUACACGAUCCUUCAAAUAGUUCUGGCGUCCGUCCUUGUCACGCUGUUGAUGAUCGUGAUCGUGGUCGGAAAUAUGCUUGUGAUAAUCGCGAUCGCGACCGAGAAGGCGCUCAAGAACAUACAGAAUUGGUUCAUAGCUAGUCUGGCGGUGGCCGAUUUCUUCCUAGGCCUGGUGAUCAUGCCUUUCUCGUUGGCAAACGAGAUCAUGGGAUAUUGGAUCUUCGGCUACUGGUGGUGCGACAUUUACUCGGCCAUGGACGUGUUGCUGUGCACGGCGAGCAUCAUGAACUUGUGUCUGAUAAGCUUGGACAGGUACUGGAGCAUCACGCAGGCGGUGGAUUAUCUGAAGAAGAGAACUCCCGCAAGAGCGGCACUCAUGAUCGCGCUUGUGUGGCUCCUGUCCGCCCUCGUUUGCAUCCCUCCCCUCCUCGGGUGGAAGAGACCCACGCCGGCUGAAGAGUAUCCCAAGUGUAAGCUUUCAGAGGACAUAGGCUACGUACUUUACUCGGCGCUCGGCAGCUUCUACAUCCCGUCGUGCAUCAUGGUGUUCGUGUACAUACGCAUUUACUUCGCAGCGAAGGCGCGGGCGCGCCGCGGGAUCCGGAAGCCGCGUCCACGCGCGGUCGUUCCGCCCGAGUCGCCGGACGUCAGGCAGACGAGCUUCACGCAGAGCACGCCCGCCACCGAGGGGAAGAAACCGCCUCCUGGCUCCGCCAUGGAGAACGUCGCCACUAUCGAGAACCAGCCCGUUCAAAUACCCAUCGUCACGUGCGACUUUGCCAGCGACGUCAGCACCUCCGAGGCGGAUCCCGGAGGGGGGAGCAGUAUCCCCAUGGAGGAGAAGGACACGCUCAAGGUGACGAUGCCGGUUCCGGUGCAAAAGAGCAGCCUGAAGGCGACGCUGUCCGUGAACGGUGACGGGCAGUCGAGCGUCCCGUCCCGAUGCAGGGCGCCCAGCGUCGGUAUCGACGUCGACAUGGUGUCCGAGUUCGAUCCGUCGUCGUCGGACAGCGGCGUCGUUUCGAGAUGCGCGGUCGUGAAGCCGCUCAAGCUUCGCCUCUGCCAGCCCAUUUUCGGGCGCAGGAACAUCGGCAAGCUGAGGAGGGAGCACGGGGGGGACGGGGGGCGGGCGUCCGGCAAGGACGACACGGGAGGCGAGGCGAAGUCGUCCAAGCCGCGGGACCCGGAGAGAGAGAAGAGGAGACUGGCGAGAAAGAAGGAGAAACGAGCCACGCUGAUACUUGGCUUCAUAAUGGGCAGCUUCAUCGCUUGCUGGCUGCCAUUCUUCGUCCUCUACAUCGCGAAACCUCUUUUCCCAAACGUCAAGAUACCGAUCCAGGCGUUCGUGAUCGCGUUCUGGCUAGGUUACAUGAAUUCUGCCCUAAACCCCUUCAUUUACACCGUCUUCAACAAGGACUUCCGCCGAGCGUUCCGCAGGAUACUCUUCAAAUAAUCCCGUCGUCCCUGGACGAACGUUCGCGAGCCAGUUCUUCCAGGUAAAAGAAACGAGAAUCGUGGGGCGUGCGGAUCGCUCUCGCGAUUGGACCGGGGUGGAACGUCGAUCGUAGGAUCAAGCAAGAGCAUUUGAGAAGGAGACGCGUUAUUUCUCUUUCUCUUACGUAUACAAAGUGCGCGUCAAUUGUCGAUACGAUGGAUUGGACGAUUCGUUCGAGACGAGAGAAACGUUUCUCGAGAAGGUUUCUUCUUGAACGAGCGCGAGCGCGUCUUUCCAGGAGUUAAAAAGCUCGGCUGAAAAUUCGACGGCUACGUCGAACGACGAUGAAUCUCUCGAAUCUCGAGAAUGUAAUCGGGCCGCGAACGGUGUUUCGCCAACAGCUGCCUCCGCAGCUCGGAUACGCAACCUCCGACUGGUCGUCGAUUCGACGCGACACCAUCGAGGACGGAUGGAAUUCGAAUUAAUCCAUCGAGAGAGCGAAAAGACGUCAAAGAUCCGUUCCUCGAUUUACGAAGAUCGCGAGAUCGAGCCUUCUCCAUCCUCGCCCACCUCGCCAUCCAUCUUCCCUCCCGAGGAGGAAGAGAAGAAGAGAGACAGGAAACGCACACCUCUUUCUCCGAUAUUCCGUAUGUGGCAACGUUCCUUGCACGGUCCGAUUGUAAAAUUAAAAUUUCGU
This is a messenger RNA of Apis laboriosa (Himalayan honeybee), 3854 nucleotides long. It is a transcript of the gene Octalpha2R, whose product is annotated as alpha-2B adrenergic receptor. NCBI's taxonomy places the organism in Eukaryota, Metazoa, Arthropoda, Insecta, Hymenoptera, Apidae. Gene Ontology annotation, molecular function: G protein-coupled amine receptor activity. The transcript has 3 exons. Gene Ontology annotation, biological process: adenylate cyclase-activating adrenergic receptor signaling pathway. Gene Ontology annotation, cellular component: membrane. The record is from RefSeq and is a predicted model, not a curated record. The coding region runs from base 950 to 3175 and encodes 741 amino acids.